AGAAAGUUUUUUGGGAAUCUGUAUCAUAUCCAGCGAGCAGAAAACGAAGACUUGACGGAAGUCGACGACAAUGGAGAUAAAAGUUUCUAUCGUAAUAUUGCUUUUAUUGAUUUUAACCUCAGAUGGAACGGGUUUCGGCAGAAAACGAUCCGCCAAGUGUCAAAGAGACAACGAGCAGACUUUAAGUAGAAACGAGCAGAAUUCAACAUCCGAUUAUUAUUAUUACUGUGACCCAACAGAGUUUGGAGUAGUACAAAAGAUUCCGUAUUUGCGUUCUUGUUCACCAUGCGACAUGAUAGAAAUCGAUUUCUCUUCUGCUUGUAUCAGAUGCGGGAUGUGCCUUGCCAUUGCUGAAAAGAUAAAUCAGACAUUGCUGGACGUUCACGAAGCGUUGCCUAACGCGUGUUUAAAUGACACUGAGAUCGAAGUUCUGUUGAGGACCAUAUGUGAUUAUUCUUUUCAGUUCUAUGGCCUUCGCGAAUUAGAUGGAAAAAGAUACAUUUCUGAUAAAUUACCUGGUUCUAUCAUGGUAUCUACGUCCGCCGAUGGACUUUGGAGAGAGAAGUCUGUAUACAAAGAUACUUCAUUCAUGUCACAAUUAUGCAUGUCGUGCGUGUAUUCUGUUAUCUUACGACGGAUUUUAUUUAGAUUCAGAGAUCUUUGCCAUUAUUAUCUCGAUGAAAUCGGAGAAGUCUCAUUGUACGAACAAUGGCAGCGAUGUAACAACGAUGGAAAACUUCAUGACUUGUCGAACAUUAUGUGUCGAAACGUGCACGGUAUAUUGCGAGAUUGUAAGAGCAUGCAGAAUACGGAGAAAUACGAAUCCCCGUUUAAGACUUAUUACGCAAAAGUAAAAAUCACCGCAACUUACGAUAAAUACGGCAAACGUGAUUAAGAGUAAUAUGUCUACAACUUUUUAUUCUGCACUGCAAAUAAAUAUAAUAUAUUUAUAAUUAUGCCACUAAGAGAUCUUUACAUCGUAACUCAUCAUAGCUAUAUUUGUAAUAUUUAUUUAUUCAAAUAAAUAUGAGUUUUAAAUAUGAGUUUAAUCAAUGCAUAAUUCAUUUUUUUGAUCUUAAACAUAAACUUCAAAAACGCACGGUAUGUUACA
This is a messenger RNA of Bombus huntii, 1111 nucleotides long. RefSeq lists its product as uncharacterized. The record is from RefSeq and is a predicted model, not a curated record. The coding region runs from base 71 to 895 and encodes 274 amino acids. Lineage: Eukaryota; Metazoa; Arthropoda; Insecta; Hymenoptera; Apidae. Gene Ontology annotation, cellular component: endoplasmic reticulum chaperone complex; extracellular region. The transcript has 4 exons. Gene Ontology annotation, biological process: regulation of B cell proliferation.